AUGAAUAAAAGGAUAUUUAGUUUAGUUUGUAUCGUCUUAUAUUCCCUUUUGUCUGUGUCAGUACAUUGCUCCGAACAGAAAGUAUCUGUUGUAGGAUAUACAAGUGAUAUAGGUACUAAAGAAACAAACCAAAGUAACGAAAAAAAUGAUAUAGAAUCUACACGAGAAACACAAUUAAAGAAUAACAAUCCUAAAUAUGAUGCAGAUGAUUGA
This is a messenger RNA of Plasmodium yoelii, 213 nucleotides long. Its product is annotated as fam-c protein. Bases 1 to 213 code for a protein of 70 amino acids. Lineage: Eukaryota; Apicomplexa; Aconoidasida; Haemosporida; Plasmodiidae. The transcript is spliced from 2 exons. The record is from RefSeq and is a predicted model, not a curated record.